Molecule: messenger RNA, 1062 nt
Organism: Rotaria sp. Silwood2
Lineage: Eukaryota; Metazoa; Rotifera; Eurotatoria; Philodinida; Philodinidae
Source: the annotation of a GenBank genome assembly
AUGAGCGCUUGUAAUAUAUCUGCAUUAUGUCCUAUUUAUUAUGAAUCGAUUUCUCGAUAUGCAAAUAAAGUAGCAUUAAUCGAUCAUUCAUCUUCAUAUACUUAUGAACAACUUCAUUCUAUUGCACGUCAACUUUCACAUCGUCUUAGUUCACUUUGUCGACAAGAGAAAUCUACUGAUGACACGAUUGAUGCAAAUAGUGUACAAAUUGGUGUCUUAUGUCCAAACGAUGCAUCAUUUGUUAUUGCUUUGUGGGCAUCAUGGAUGAUUGGAGCAACUGUAAUUCCUCUAUCCUUACAACAUCCACCAACAUUAAUUGCUUAUUUUCUUAAUGAUGCACAAUGUCGAGCAAUUAUUGUUGGUGAUGAUCAUUGUAAUGAUUUGAUUAAAACAACUUUAGAAAACAAUUCAUUAACUGAUAUACCUAUUAUAAAUAUCAAUAAAAAUGAUUUAGCAUCAACUAUUACACAUGAUGAUAAUUUACUAUUACCAACAAUUGAUCGAAAAAAUGCUUUAAUCCUUUAUACAAGUGGAACAAGUGGUAAACCAAAAGGAUGUGUAAUAACAUUUAAUGCUGUUCAAGCACAUGUUGAUUCAAUGGUUAAAGCUUGGGAUUGGAUAACAGAUGAUGUCAUAUUACAUGUUUUACCACUUCAUCACAUUCAUGGUCUUAUAAAUGCAUUAUUAACUCCACAUUUUAUUGGUGCUAAAGUGAUUAUGAUUCCUCGUUUUGAUGCGUCGAAGGUAUGGGAAUAUUUAAUACGUCCUGCUCCUAAACAACAAGUCACAGUCUUUACAGGUGUACCAACAAUUUAUGCAAAACUCAUUCAAGAGUACGAUGCUAAAUAUGGAUCAUGCUCUCAAACAAGAGAGAUUAUUCGUCAACAAUGUUCACAAAAACUUCGUUUAAUGAUGUGUGGUUCUGCUGCAUUACCCGAAAGCAUUUAUCGACGAUGGUAUCAAAUAAGCGGUUAUAAUCUUCUUGAACGUUAUGGAAUGACAGAAUGUGGAAUGGCAUUGUCGAAUCCAUUGUAUGGAGAAAGAAUUCCAGGUUUGACUUAG